AGCUAAUUGAUGCCACCUACAAGGGGAACUUGUCUCAGUUUAUCAACCACAGCUGUGACUCAAACCGUGAAACUCAAAAGGUAGUUUAAUAAAUUGUUCAGUCCAUUUUACCAGUUUAUAUUAUGAUCAAUAAUGCCAGCUUUUCACUUCUUUUUCCAGGGGUAAUCUAUAGUAGAUUGAUUGACAGGAAACUGAAAGAAAACACAUCUACAGCUGUACUUAAAUCCUUUAACCCUCAAGAGUGACUAGCAUCUUAUUUCUCCCCACAAUAUUACUCCUGAAUCAAACCUGUAGGUCAUGAGAAUAAAGGAAAUGAUCAGUAACUGAAGAAGUUCUUGAUUGUUGAACAAAUUCUCCUUGUCAGCCCCUUAGGAAUUGUUUAGAGAACAGUAUGGAGAGUGUGCAUACUGAUGUUUGGGUGUAAAGGGUUAAGAUAAGAACUGAGUGGGUUUUGUUCUUUUGCUUCUCAUAGUGGACUGUCCAAUUGGCUUGUUAAGGAUUGCAUUUUUUACUCAGAGACCCAUCCCAGCUGGUGCAGAGCUCACGUUUGAUUAUAAACUGCAGCAUUAUGGGUAGAUGGACAAUGUACAUGCUACUGUCAAAGCUUCAUGUCUGUAGGUGACACUAAACUGAGAGAUUUUAAAAUUUAAGGAACUUUACAGCAGUCACACAGAAAGAUGAUCCCUUCUGAACUUGGGAGGAGAGGCUUACAAAAAAUUCAUAGUAAGUUAUAAUUUUUGUCAUUAAUCAGGAAAGUUGCUCAGAUUUGCCAUAAUGUGAAGCACCAAAUUGUCAUGGAUUUAUUGGAGGAGACAAGCAAACACCUCUGA
Messenger RNA from Pocillopora meandrina, 830 nucleotides. The record is from the annotation of a GenBank genome assembly. NCBI's taxonomy places the organism in Eukaryota, Metazoa, Cnidaria, Anthozoa, Scleractinia, Pocilloporidae.